AUGUCGGAACUAUCAUCUUCAACGCAAAUAUUUCUUCUACUGAUAUUAUUGAUUAUUUGCGUUUUAAUUAUUCAUUUACUUAUACGCAAACGAUUUAAUUAUUUGCCCGAAAGUGUGGCUAUUAUUUAUAUCGGUGGAAUAUUUGGUUUAGUUAUUAAAUUAUACAAUCAAUGGAUAUCAAAAAGCGAUCAGUCACCAACGGCAAUCGUUCAAACAUCAUCUCCAUUGCUAAAUUCGAAUUUAUUUUUCAUGCUUUUUCUUCCACCGAUUAUAUUCGAACAAGGUUAUCAUUUACACAAAGGUAAUUUCUUUCGAAAUCUUGGAACAAUUUCAACAUUCGCAAUAUUUGGUACAACCAUAAAUGCACUCGUUACUGGUGUUGGUCUUUAUUUAUUGGGACUGGCUAAUUUAUCUUAUAAAUUACCAUGGCGAGAAUGUUUUAUCAUUGGAUCGCUUAAUUCUGCGAUUGAUCCUGUUGCUAUUCUAUCGAUAUUUCAAGUGUUGAAUGUUGAUCAAUUACUAUAUAUGCUUGUUUUUGGUGAAUCAAUUCUCAACGAUGCUGUAGCGAUCGUAUUAACAAAUGUUAUUGUAGAAUCAAAAAGACAAUUUGUAAAUAUCAGUACCACUAAAUUAACAACAUAUUCAAUGAUUGGUCUAUUAGCAAGUUCGAAUUUUACAACUACACCAUCGGUAACAACAUCACUUCGACAUCGAAAUUAUAAUGAUUUAACGCAACUUAGUCAUCAACGACCUUUCUAUGAACCAAAACCGGAUAUAUCUAAUUUAUUUCCAAAUGAAAAUGAAAAUAAUGAUUUAACUGACGAUGAAGUCGAUGAAUCUACUGAACCAGAAACUUUCAAUAAUUUUAUAAAUAAGCAAAACAUUCAAUCGAAGAAACGAAGAAGAAGAGCAGGAUCAUCUAGAUUUAAACGAGCCGUACAAAUCAAUAGUACGACAACAUCAUGGUCAACACAAAUCGUUUCAUCGGUUAAAACUUUAAUGCAUAUCUCGACUAGAUUUUCUUUAAUGUUUUAUUCGUCCGGUUUUCUUGGUCUCGUUUUUGGUUUAACAAGUGCAUUGUUAACAAAACAUCUUGCCUUUGAUAAAAGUUCAUUAUCAUUAGAAAUUUCACUUCUUCUUCUCACGGCAUAUGCAUCAUAUAUGUUUGCUGAACUUUUUCAUUUAUCGGGUAUUAUGUCGAUUCUUGUAUGUGGCUUAACAAUGUCACAUUAUACACACGAAAAUUUGUCCCAAGUCGGCCGUCAAUCAAUAACUGUCAUCUUUCGUACGAUCGCUUUUUUAGCUGAAACUUGCGUUUUUGUUUAUUUGGGCUUGGGAAUAUUUGAAUAUCAACAUGCAUUCCAUCCAAAACUUAUUUUUUGGACAAUCGUAUUAACAUUAGUUGGACGUGCAGCACAUGUUUUUCCAUUAUCAUUUUUAAUGAAUUGUUUUCGAUCGAAAAAUCAUCGCAUUACAUUUUCAAUGCAACUGAUUAUGUGGUUUGCCGGAUUAAGAGGUGCUAUUUCCUAUGCACUUUCUGUCCAUGUCGGUCAAUACUAUGGUGAAAAUGAAGAAGAACUUAAACGGACUCUUGUUACGACUACACUAGUCACUGUUCUAUUCACAAUACUUGUCUUAGGUGGUCUAACCAUACCUGUCGUGAAGCUCAUUCGACGUCGUUCACCGUCAACGUCUCAUCAACAUUCAUUAGAAUCAUCUGAUGAUGUGAAUGUACAUGCGAUGAUGAGUAAAACAAUGCAAUUUGAUGAUUUACUUAAUGACGACGAAAAUUAUAUGCAUAAAAGAAAACGUAAUUUGAAUGAUGAUAGUAUUGAUAGUUAUGAAAUUCAAUUUGCUAAUCCAAAUUCAAUGAAAGGCUUAGAAAAACUAAAUGAAGUUUAUAUAAAACCAUUACUUAUACGAAAACAAUCGCUGAAAGACAACGAUGAACAAGAUGUAAGACAACACGAUCGUAAACCAUUGUUAUCAACCAAUGGAAAGAACUCUUUACUUAUGGAUGAUUUUGAUGAUGAGGAGGACGAUGAAGAUGGCGAAGACGACUUACUUGUUGUAAACCAAUUGCGGCAAGAAAAUUUUCAAUUGAAAACAGUCAAUCAAAAAUCGAAAGAUUCAAUACGAAUAAAUUUAGCAUCACAGAAUACUUAA
Molecule: messenger RNA, 2166 nt
Organism: Rotaria socialis
Lineage: Eukaryota; Metazoa; Rotifera; Eurotatoria; Philodinida; Philodinidae
Source: the annotation of a GenBank genome assembly